Molecule: messenger RNA, 1988 nt
Organism: Chara braunii
Lineage: Eukaryota; Viridiplantae; Streptophyta; Charophyceae; Charales; Characeae
Source: the annotation of a GenBank genome assembly
UGCGGUUGUCGUGCUUCUUCCUCGUGACUUUGUUGGUUGUGGCCGCCAUAUCCUCUCUCUCUUUGUCGUUCGUCGCACGUGCGGUAGGCAGCCAUGGGAAAGGAGAAGUCACAUAUCAACAUCGUGGUCAUCGGCCAUGUCGACUCCGGSAAGUCGACGACCACGGGCCAUCUCAUCUAUAAGUUGGGUGGCAUUGACAAGCGUGUGAUCGAGAGGUUCGAGAAGGAGGCGGCUGAGAUGAACAAGCGGUCCUUUAAGUACGCUUGGGUGUUGGACAAGCUGAAGGCGGAGCGUGAGCGUGGUAUCACCAUCGACAUCGCUUUGUGGAAAUUCGAGACGACGAAGUACUACGUGACUGUCAUCGAUGCGCCCGACCAUCGCGACUUCAUCAAGAACAUGAUCACGGGCACUUCGCAGGCGGACUGCGCUGUGCUGGUGAUUGACUCGACGACGGGAGGUUUCGAGGCGGGUAUCUCGAAGGAUGGGCAGACCCGUGAACACGCCCUGCUGGCGUUCACGCUGGGCGUGAAGCAGAUGAUCUGUGCGUGCAACAAGAUGGAUGCCACUACGCCCAAGUACUCGGAGAACAGGUACAACGAAAUCAACAAGGAGGUGUCGACCUACCUGAAGAGGGUCGGGUACAACCCUGACAAAAUCCCAUUCGUGCCCAUCUCCGGCUUCGAGGGCGACAACAUGAUCGAGAGGUCUUCGAACAUGGCGUGGUACAAGGGCCCGAUUCUUUUGGAGGCUCUCGAUCUGAUUUCGAAGCCGAAGAGGCCGUCCGACAAGCCUCUGCGUCUGCCUCUUCAGGACGUGUACAAGAUUGGCGGUAUUGGAACGGUGCCCGUGGGAAGGGUGGAGACGGGCGUCAUCAAGCCUGGCAUGGUGGUGACGUUUGCACCCUCUGGGCUGACCACUGAAGUGAAGUCGGUGGAGAUGCACCACGAGGCAAUGACCGAGGCGCUCCCUGGUGACAACGUGGGGUUCAACGUGAAGAACGUGAGCGUGAAGGAGUUGAAGAGAGGAUUCGUGGCCUCGGACUCGAAGAACGACCCCGCGAAGGAGGCGGCGAGCUUCAYGUCCCAGGUKAUCAUCAUGAAUCACCCUGGGCAGAUCGGUAACGGGUAUGCGCCGRUGCUGGAUUGCCACACGUGCCACAUCGCGGUGAAGUUUGCGGAGCUGGUGGUGAAGAUCGAUCGGCGAAUGGGCAAGGAGCUCGAGAAGGAGCCCAAGUUCCUGAAGAACGGAGACGCUGGGUUCGUGAAGAUGGUUCCAACGAAGCCGAUGUGUGUCGAGACCUUCGCCCAGUAUCCCCCUCUGGGUCGUUUCGCCGUGCGUGACAUGAGGCAGACGGUGGCCGUCGGCGUGAUCAAGGCCGUGGAGAAGAAGGAGAAGGAAGGCAAGGUGACGAAGGCCGCCAUGAAGAAGGGAGGAAAGUGAACUGGUAGCUUGUCUCCUCGUCAUGUGGAAUCGGUGCGGGAUUCCGACCUGUUUCUAUUGUUGGGAAGAUCCCGUCAUGUGAGUGCCGUAAUUACGUAUGAUUUUCUGAGUCACGUAGAGGCAGCUUUAGCAGCUGAUGGUGGUUUCGCCGGCGGUUUGGCAGCUGGAGAUCUAGUACACUCGGGAGUAUUCGGUAGGACCUUCGUUUUUUUUCCUGUUUUCCGACGGGGGGUGGGAUUAGGGGACGACAGUGUUUCUAAGAAAAAAAACAUCGAUGGGCUGAGGGAGUGGUCGUUUCGGUGUCUUUCGGGUGACGCUAGGUCAACGGAAGACGUCUGUCGGGGGAUUCUUUCUCCGUCAUUCUCAUCUUGGAGUUCUGUGCUGCGUCUGUUCGGUCAGUACGACGAUCGGAUGGCUAUAGAUCGAUCGCGGCAGACCUGGGUGCUCGAUAGGCGAUGGCGUGGGUAGGGAAUAUGGGUUAAUUCUCAGCUUGUGUUCUUCUUCGAGAUUUGCUUUAUUCUUUUUCGGAUUGCCGAGUAGCCUUGAGU